This is a messenger RNA of Dovyalis caffra, 396 nucleotides long. The record is from the annotation of a GenBank genome assembly. Lineage: Eukaryota; Viridiplantae; Streptophyta; Magnoliopsida; Malpighiales; Salicaceae.
AUGGUGAUAAUCUCAGUGCGUAAUGUUGAAGAUGGGAAAGGACCAUGCAUUCGGGAACUAAAAAGACUGAGGAGGGGCAAUGGAAAUAACAACGUGGACUACCGCAGAAAUGAUGAUGUUUGGAAGGAGGUGGAAGAGCUAGAAGAAGAAUUGGUGGGAGAAGCAGAAAGUGAAGAAGGACUACUGGAGGAGGAGGAAGGACGUGAGGGUGAUGGCGGAGACGAAGAGGAGGAGGAGGAAGGGUGUGAUUGUAAUGGUGGGGAAGAAGAAGAGGAAGAGGAGAAGGAGGAAGAAGAAGAAGGAGAAGAAGAAGAAAAAGAAGAGGAUGUGGAUGAAGAAUAUAAAGAAGAGGAGGGUGGUGGAAUUGAAAAAGGAGAAAGUGAUGGCGGAGAGUGA